AUGAAGACAUCAGUCACCCUCUUCCUUGCUAUUCUCGGCAUGGCAUCUGCUUCCGUUCUCAGUACCACGAAUGUUGCUACCGUUCUCGCGGGAGUAACAGCUCCAUCGUCUCUCACCAUAUCCGCCGAUGCCAUGGCAGCUAUCGCUAAACUUGGUACCGGUGGCGCCAACGCUGCCAAAUUGACGGCCGCCGAUACUGCUGCAAUCACUGCCUGCACGAAUGCUGGUCGAGCAAACAACACAGCUUCGAAAGCCAACCUUAAAGACGGAACUGGAAGUGCAGGAGCUAUUGCCUUCGUAACAAACAAACUCACAACCCAUGCAUGCGAAACCGCCAGUCAGCAAAUAGCACUCGUGAAAUCGGGAACAGCAGCGAGUGAUACAGAUGUUAAUCUUCUGAUAUCAAAUGUGGGGGUUCUGAAUGCAAAUACCAAGGCAGCGGGGAUUACUUCGAGGCGUGCGGUGAUGUUUGUUGUGGCUCUUAGAACAUCUAAUUCAACUGACCUCGUCCAUUUUACCACAAUCAUGGGCGAAUCUCAACCGAUACUAUCGGACCAACACUACAAGGAAAUAGCCACAAUUGCCCAGAAACGUCGAGCUGAUACCUUGCCCAAGGAAUAUCUACUUCCCGAGGAAGCUUUAAAGAACAUUCCUCGAAACAUUACUAAUGUCCCGAGAUCAUCUGGACAUUUUACCCACGAAGAACUCGAGAUUAUUGAGACAGAUGCGGAAAACAUACUUCGAAAAAUUAGAGAGAGGGUGUGGACAUCGGUAGAAGUCACUAAGGCAUUUUCGAAGGCUGCUGUCGUUGCUCAUCAAUUGACAAAUUGUCUAACAGAAAUUCUCAUUCCCGAAGCUCUAAAACGAGCAGAGUUUCUCGAUGAUUAUCUUUCUAGAACCGGGAGCGUGAUGGGGCCACUUCAUGGUCUUCCAAUAUCUCUCAAAGACUGCUUCGUAACACCACCUCAUCCAUCUUCUAUCGGAAUGGCAUGUUAUGCCAAUGUCCCCACCAAUCCAGGAGAUGAAACAGUAUUAGUAACUUUGUUGGCCAAGCUUGGAGCGGUUUUCUAUGUCAAAACUGCAGUACCUGUUGCGAUGAUGAUGAUGGAGACGAUAUCAAAUGUAUGGGGCGAAACUAACGGUGCUUAUCAUAGCGGUACAACUUCAGGAGGAAGUUCUGGUGGUGAAGGUGUACUUUUGGCUAUGAAAGGUAGUCCGUUGGGAAUUGGAACGGAUAUCGGAGGAAGUAUCAGGAUUCCAAGUGCUUUUAAUGGACUCUUUGGAUUGAAACCUACCUUCGGCAGAUUCCCAAUCUACGGUACUAAAUCCGGAAUCUCAGGACAAGAUUUCAUCUACUCCAACAACGGCCCAAUGUCCAAAUCCCUUUCAACUCUUCAACUAUAUUGCAAAUCCGUUCUCUCCUCCGCCCUUUCACCCUGGCUACACGACCCCAAAUGUCUCCCCAUUCCCUGGCGAGAAAACACAAUCCAACCCCCCGGCCGCAAACUCCGCAUCGGUAUAAUCUCCGACAACGACGGAGAAAUCAGCGUUCACCCACCUAUUGCGCGCGGUCUAGCACUCACGAAACAAGCUUUAGAAGCAGCCGGUCACGAGGUCUUCGAAUGGGAACCCAUCAAUCAUCCUGAAAUGGCGCGAGAAAUGAAUACUUCCUUCUAUACUCUCGGUGGAGCUGCCAUUCUCGAAUUGACGCGUAAACACGACGAGCCUGUGUUUGAAAGUAUGAAGAACUAUGAAUUUGCGUACGAUCAGGGGGAACAUGGAACAUUAGGACCUACGAAGUUGCGAGAGAUGAUUAUGCGGAGAAAUACUUUUCAGAAGCAGUAUUUGGAUCGAUGGAUGAGCACGGGUGGAAAUGGAAAUGGAAAUGAUGGAAUGGGAAUAGGAAUUAUGGACGCUCUUAUUAUGCCCGCGAGUCCAUGGACGGCUCCCCGGUUGGGGAUUACGCAGACGGAUGUUUUUUGUGUGAAUUAUACGGGGGUGUGGAAUCUUUUGGAUUAUCCGGCGUGUACGUUUCCGGUUACGUUUGCGGAUCAGAAGGUGGACAAGAAGAGGGGGGAGGAGUGGAAGCCGUUGAAUGCGAAAGAUGGGAGGUUGCAGAAGGAUUAUGAAGAGGAGUUUUAUCAUGGGACGCCGGUGACAUUACAGUGUGUGGGCAGGAGAGGCGAGGAUGAGAUGGUGUUGGAGAUGGUAGGGGUUAUUGGGGGUGCGUUGAAGGGGGUGGGUUUGGGUGCUUAG
Sclerotinia borealis F-4128 is the source of this 2256-nucleotide messenger RNA. Lineage: Eukaryota; Fungi; Ascomycota; Leotiomycetes; Helotiales; Sclerotiniaceae. The record is from the annotation of a GenBank genome assembly.